Messenger RNA from Trichomonas vaginalis G3, 4962 nucleotides. Its product is annotated as proteasome activator complex subunit 4 family. NCBI's taxonomy places the organism in Eukaryota, Parabasalia, Trichomonadida, Trichomonadidae. The transcript has a single exon. The record is from RefSeq and is a predicted model, not a curated record. Gene Ontology annotation, biological process: proteasomal ubiquitin-independent protein catabolic process. Bases 1 to 4962 code for a protein of 1653 amino acids. Gene Ontology annotation, cellular component: cytosol; nucleus. Gene Ontology annotation, molecular function: proteasome binding; peptidase activator activity.
AUGGUCGUUCUCUGUGAGGAAUCUGCACAGAGGAAGCGGCUUGCUUUACCUCCCUAUGUGAGAGAAGGCGCCGUAAAAACCAUGAAACUCAUCAAAGAGCAACUUCUUUCUAAAGUAACUGGACUUAUUUCAGAAAAAGAUCCGUCCAUGGUGUUAGACUUCUUCCAAAAUCUCAAAACAUAUCUUGGAACAGGCAUAGACACUCUAGAUACUUCAGAGCUAUACUUUCUUAUUGAUAACUUGACGAAAUACAUUUUUAGAGAUGAAUUUUAUCUCCCGAUUCUAGUUUUUGUUUCAAAUCAAUAUUCAUGUUUAUUAGCUCUUGCAAUAGUCAACGAUUGUUUCGAUAUUACUCUUGAUUGGCAACCAAUUUACAAACUUAUUUACAAAUACGUGAUUUCAAACUCAAAACUAAGACCAGAUAUUCCAAAUCCCAUCGUUAACAUUAACUGUGGACUCAUCUCUCUCGUUAUAGACCUAUCCUACUUCUUUGAUGGAAAUGAAGUCGAUAAUAUCAUUAAUACUUUCAAGGAACACAUCGUUCACCCCAAAUCAGGCAAUGACUCGAACCAUCUCAUACUUCUUAUCGCUUUAUUACCAGUUACAAGAGCAGAUCCAGAAUCAUGGAUAGAAUUCUUCUUCGAACAAUGGUCACAUUGGCCUUCCAUGGAUGCAGACACUAUCUUUGUAUCAAAGCUUUCCAUUGCAUUCCGUUCUGGCAAGAAAGCGAAUUGGUCUAAGUACAUUCCAUUUAUUUUCCACAGACUUUCACAAAACAUCGGUGUUCCUUUGCGAAGAAACCAAAGUGAAGACGGAAACAGCAAAGAAGACAACUUCUUUUCCGACGAAUUCAUGAACUUAAAAGAUCCAACAGUAUCACAGAAAUCAUAUGCAAUAAUUAUCAUCAGUUUGUUGGCAACAGAAUACGCUGAUGAAGUGAAAAAACAUUUGGAACAAUUAUUACAUUCAUUGUUACCACUUUAUCUCCCUGAUUCUUCAGAAUCUGAUGAAGAGCCAAUGGGCGCAUACAACUUCAUUGACUUCCUUCUUCAAAAGUUUUUGAAAAGACUCAGUAAACAGAAGAAACCAAAUUUCGAAGGCCAAAAGAUUUCUGAUGAAACAAUUCGAUGGUUCGUUAAAACAUUUAUCGAAUUGUUCGGAAAAGAAUUUUACUCUUAUUCCGACUUUUUAAGGGAACUUCCUUAUUUUGUACAAGUCUGUCCUGACAUUUCAUUACCAUAUUUUUUUUCGAUGGGAGAACAAUUAUCCCAAUAUUCACAUUUUAGAAGAAGCGCCGCAGUUUGUUUCCAAUUAGUUGCACCUCUUGUUUUCCUCAAGAAUUACGAGGUUGACAGAUUGAUUGAGAACACAAAAUCAUUCGUAGAAGAUAUAUCUUCAAAUGAUCCUGAUCUUUGCAUAACUAUUUUUAGUAUGUAUAUCGAAAUAUUUUUGAUGUGUGAUAUCAAAAAAUAUUAUGGAAUUGACUUUAUUAUGACACUUUUACGAAGAUCUGUUGAAUUUGCAGCUUCAUGCGAAGGAGAAGAUUUAAAGUCAGCAAUGACAAAUCUUAUUGCAAUGCUCUCUGCUUUGAAAUACCAUUUGAAAGAUGAAAUUAAAGAUGAAGUCGAAAAAUAUAUUGCUGAAGUCUACACAACAUUACCACGUUCAUGUAUUGCACCGUUUAUUGAUGAAUUAUCACCACUUUCGAUGGCCAAAUCAUUGCUGAAAGAGAAUCCAACAGACAAAGACAUGAAAGUGCUUUGUUGUUUGAUAAGAGAUUCCCCUAUUUUCGAUGUUUUGAGUACACAAGAACUUGCUGAUUUUCUCAUUAAAAUGGCUGAAAAAGAUGAUGCGAAAAUUAAGAAAUUGAGUUAUUCUUGCGUCAAAUGGUAUCUUAGAAGUUUUGUUUUAUCAUAUCCUUUCGAAAACAGAGUUCUUGGUCCUCAAAAACUCACAGAACAGUUCUUGAAAUGGCAUGAACCUUCUGAAGAAGAAUUCGACACAGCUGUAAAAUACGCAAAAUUUUUCUUCGAAAAGGCUAAGGAAAUUUUCAAUAAAGCUAAAGGAACAAAGAAAAUCGAAAGCAUCAAAUUCGUCCAUGCAAUUAUUAAUGGUUUGUCAGGAGGUGUAGAUCCAGCUUGUUUAGGAGAAAACAGAGGUUUCAACAUAAUUUUCCAGAAAAAUAACACUUCAAAGAAAAUUUCUGAAGUUUUUGUUGAAAUUACUGAUUGGCUUUUGGAGAAUUUAACUGAAGAACAACAUCCUAGUGUACAAUCAAAGAUAAUUAACACAUUAUCUGAUUGUUUCGCUCCUUUGGAUGAAGUUGCCAAAAAUUCUGAAGAAUUACAAAAAGGAUAUCAUGAAGGAUAUACAUAUUACAACCUCAAAUAUAUACUUGAUAGAGAUAGUUGCAUGCUAUCGAAUAUUAUUUAUCUCUUUGCUGUUAAAGAAUAUGCGAAUUUGCUUGCAUUCACACAGUUACCUUAUACAACAUUCCAAGAAAGGAUUUACGAAAAAAUAAUGGAUUUCGCAGCUUCUAUUCAUAAAUCUGUAUCAGUAAGUGUAACUAAUUUUGUUGUUGCCUGCCAGAUUUCAAAGAAUUUCCAACGUCAAGUCAGUAAAUUCUCACAAAAAGCCUUCAAAUCAUUCGAAAAAUCUGUUGAAAACGGUUCGAAUUUGUCUUCUUCUUCGACUGCUGCAAAUGUAAUGGUUAUGACGGUUUCUCAUUCUGAAAACGGCUUUGACAAUGUUACAAAAGCAUUAUUAUCACUUUGUACUCCAGUUCCAAAGGAUGAUUCCGGCGAAAUUAUCCACUGCGCUCAGUAUCAUUUAAUUGAUGACUUUGAUAUGGGAAUUUUCAGCAGAGAUACAACUUAUGAAAAGAAAUUGGAGUUCAUCAAGAAACUGAUUUCCAAAUCAAUGUUGUAUCCAAUGGAUAGUGACAUUGAAAUUUACACAAUUUGGAUUUUGAGGGUUAUCGGAAAUGGAAUAUUUGACACAGAACUUGUCAGUUUCCUUUUGAAGCACAUCACAUCUCCUGAACUAAGAACAAGAUCUUUCGCAAUGCAACUACUCUUUUCAACAAUGGAAAGAUUAAUUCCAAGAAUUAAAGUUGCUGAAAAAUUGCCAUUUGAGCAAAAAGUGACAGAAGAAAAAUCUGAUCAAAAAGUGACAGAAGAAAAAUCUGAUCAAAAAGUGACAAAUGAUCAAAAAGUGACAGAUGAAAAAGCAGAAGAUGAUUCAGCAAAUAGAGAAGUUAAUUGGGAUAACUUUGAUAGUAUAGAGUUUGAAGAUAAUAAGCCAUAUAUUGGAUAUAGAAAGAAAGGAGUUAUUUUGACUCCAGACAUUUACAAAGAAAAUAUUGGAAAAUAUUUCGAAGAAAGAGUUUCAGAACGUAUCCAAGUCUACAAUUUAUUGAAUGAAACAUGCAACAACGAGGCAUUCAUUAAGAACACAACACAAACAAUUUCAGAUGUCAGAGAUCACGAAGAAUUUGACUUCUUCCUUGAACAUAUUUCUACUUGGCAAUCUUUGACAAGAUUGUUUGGUCCUGAAUUUGCGAUCAAAGCUCUCAAUGUUGCAAAAUCAUUUAUAAAUAAAUUGAACACAGAAAUUGUUCAAUACACAGGAAACGAACUGAUUUUCGGAGUAAUUACAGGUCUUUCCAAUUUCAGCAGCAAACAAAUCAAACAAGUUUAUGAUAAACUUGCAGAAGUUCUUUCUAAAUCAUACGAAAUAGAUGGCGAAUUCAAAUGGUCCGAAGCUAUUUCUUUCUUAGUUAUAAGGAAAGAUCCAAGAAGAUUCUUUUGGCUCAGAGAAAUCCUUGAAAAGAUUGAACCUCCUUCCAAUUAUUCAUUGACAAAGAAGACAAGAGAAAAAGUUGAUCUUCUCAAGAGUUUGAUUGUUUUGUGUUCCCAUGACAAAGAAUCUCUUUUAUCUCUUUUGCCAAGAUUCACUGAAAUCUUUGAUCCAAAGUGUUUGAGUUUAGAUUAUUCCAGGAAACUUGUUGUUGGAUGUUCUGUUGAUUUCCUCAUCCAAAUGAAUUAUUUGGAUCUUCACGAUGAAAUUGAAGAUUUCUUCUACGAAAACAUCAUGGCUUGCGAUGAUGAUUUCAUCUAUGAUUUCAUUCAGAAAGCAUUUACUGAUGCAGCUGGAUUAACUUAUUUCCUCUAUGACUUAGUUGCCAAUAACAUUGAAGCAAUUGUUUCUGAUCUAGAAAACAAAGAUCCAGAUGAUAUUGAUGAAAUGCAGAUUUCUGUUUUGACUCUUUUAGAUGAUAAUCCUAAAAUUGAUAGAGCAGAAAUACAAGAGCUGUUUGAAGGCAUGUUGGAACAAUUCGCUCCAACACCUGAUCUGCAUUGGAGUACUCAAUGUAUAAGAAUCAGUUUGGUCAUGCCAUUUAUAAUGAAUAAUAUUUAUUUGAUUGACCCUGUUUUGAUUCAAAAUUAUUUGGAAAAAUACAUCAUCAAAUUCUCGAUUUUCUCAAAUAAUCCAAAUGUCGGAGAAGCAGCAAUGUUACUCCUUAAGAACUGCUUCAAGAACAUUAAGUACUUCGAGCAAUUAAAGAGAAAGUAUGUUGAUGAAUUCCGUGAAAAAUUGUUCCAUCCUGAUCCAAUUGUAAAAAGUGACAAAAAGAAUUCGAAGAAUAAAUCGAAAUCGCCACAGAAGAGUCGCAUGAAGAGGGAUGACAGUGAAGGACAGAUUGUUGACACUAGAAUCGGUCCUAUUCGCGGUUUGAUGGCAAUAGCCCUUUCUGAAACUAUUGUUGACAAAGUUUCUGAUGAAGUUAUUGAUGCAAUGACUGCAAUCGUUGAUGGUUCAGAAAUUAACCAGAAUUUGAACCAACUUUGCACUCGAUUCUUCUCUGCUUUCUGGCAGAGAUACAACGAUAACUUGACAUCUGAAGCAGCAGAAAAACUCUCACCAUUCAUCUUUGCAAUCAAACCAACUUAUAUUGCAUAA